This is a messenger RNA of Tripterygium wilfordii, 1051 nucleotides long. RefSeq names its product ras-related protein RABF2b-like. The transcript is spliced from 7 exons. Lineage: Eukaryota; Viridiplantae; Streptophyta; Magnoliopsida; Celastrales; Celastraceae. Bases 221 to 823 code for a protein of 200 amino acids. Gene Ontology annotation, molecular function: GTP binding; GTPase activity. The record is from RefSeq and is a predicted model, not a curated record.
CCUUGCAAGUGAAAACAGCGAUCGCUUUGGUGCAGGCGUGUAGCUCGAGUCUUUCUAGAGAGACGGGUUUGUUCGGGAGGAUUCUUCCUUUGCCUUUUCAAUCUUUCGUCUGCCUCUGACCCCUCUUUUUUGUCAAUCCGCGCUUUUUGAUUCAAAUCCUAUUUCUCUUCAAUCUCGUGCUUGUAAUUCUCUGUUUCCACCAAAUUUACACAGCAAUUCAAUGGCUACCGCUGGAAACAAGAACAUCAAUGCAAAAUUGGUGCUUCUUGGGGAUGUCGGAGCUGGAAAGUCCAGUCUUGUAUUGCGUUUCGUAAAAGGGCAAUUUGUUGAAUUUCAGGAAUCUACCAUUGGUGCUGCUUUUUUCUCACAAACAUUGGCUGUUAACGAUGCAACUGUAAAAUUUGAGAUUUGGGAUACGGCAGGUCAGGAGAGAUACCAUAGUCUCGCUCCAAUGUAUUACAGAGGAGCUGCGGCUGCAAUCAUUGUGUAUGACAUAACUAAUCAAGCCUCAUUUGAGCGAGCAAAAAGGUGGGUCCAGGAACUUCAGUCACAAGGUAACCCAAAUAUGGUUAUGGCACUUGCUGGUAAUAAAUCUGAUCUACUGGAUGCGAAGAAGGUCGCAGCAGAGGAAGCACAAGUAUAUGCCCAAGAGAAAGGCCUUUUCUUUAUGGAAACCUCAGCAAAGACUGCGACCAAUGUCAAUGAAAUUUUCUAUGAAAUAGCAAACAGGCUACCUCGUGUGCAGCCAGCAGAAAACCCAUCUGGAAUGGUACUCAUGGAUAGACCCGCAGAAAGGAUAGCCAACACAUCUUGUUGCUCAUAAAUGCUUCUGCAUCAUCAUCAUCCCGCGUAUCUGUAACUUCAUUUAGUGCUUGUGAUGUUCUCUCCUGAAAUUUAUGUUUCAUAGCUUCCCCGUUUCCCCUUGUUUGUGUGAUUACUCAUUUAGAAUUGUAAAUGCGUGCUCCUUUUCCAAUCAGUGAACAGAGAUUUGAGAUUGGCUCCCCGUGUACUGAAAUAUAUGUUGCUUCUUAUUUUAGUCUCUACACAUUGG